AUGCAGACACCUCUAUCUCAGGCUACAUUCCUCUACCUGGUCCCAGCCUCAAAUCAAACCAUCGCUGAACCAUACCAUGCCCUCCCUCCUCUCCUCCUCCCUCCUCUCCUCCUCUCCUCCUCCCUCCUCCCUCCUCUCCUCUUCCCUCCUCUCCCCACAUCCUUUAUUCACAGCCGCGUAAUUGUUCGUCACUUUGAGCUCCCCCUCUGCCUUUUGUGGGCACAUUUUGCUCUGACACAGUGUGGAAGAUUAAUGGCCGUGAUCCGCCAGGGGAGGCUCGGCCCAGCGAGCGCCACGGCCCUAAAUUCAUUACACCAAUUUCCCCCUGUCCUGCUCUCCCCCAGUCACAGGCAGCGGAGAGGAGGGGGGGGGGGGGGCUACAGGGCUGUGACGGGGGGGGGUCACAUGAGGCCUGCUGGGACGGAGGCCUGA
Messenger RNA from Knipowitschia caucasica, 432 nucleotides. NCBI's taxonomy places the organism in Eukaryota, Metazoa, Chordata, Actinopteri, Gobiiformes, Gobiidae. The record is from the annotation of a GenBank genome assembly.